Messenger RNA from Glossina fuscipes, 4252 nucleotides. It is a transcript of the gene psidin, whose product is annotated as phagocyte signaling-impaired protein. Gene Ontology annotation, biological process: N-terminal peptidyl-methionine acetylation. Gene Ontology annotation, cellular component: NatB complex; cytoplasm. Gene Ontology annotation, molecular function: protein-N-terminal amino-acid acetyltransferase activity; protein binding. Bases 1056 to 4013 code for a protein of 985 amino acids. The record is from RefSeq and is a predicted model, not a curated record. NCBI's taxonomy places the organism in Eukaryota, Metazoa, Arthropoda, Insecta, Diptera, Glossinidae. The transcript is spliced from 10 exons.
UUACCUUUGAUAAUUUGGAAUAUGCGCUCUUUUAUCGUAAUUUUCCCCUUUUAAGGGGAAAGAAAAAACAAGAGAAAAUUAUCAAAUUUUACUACAUAAAAAAAUACUAAUUAAUAUAAGAAGAAUACAAUAAUAAAUAAUUAUUUCUGCAAUAUUUCAAUAACACGGAUUGAAAUGGAAAGACGGUUUUGUAUUUACUUACCGAAAGGGAUGCUGUACGGCAUAUUAUUAAAAACCGCCAAAUUGACAUCACUUAUUGUAAAUGUGAACUGGUGUGUGUGUGUGCGGAAGAAAUUUUUAUUAAUUUCGUUUUGUAAACUGUGGUUUUUUAAAAAUGUUUUAAUGCAUAUAUUGAUAGAAAAUUCUUAGGAAAAAGGAUAAAUUAGUAAAUAAAAAUUAAACGAUAAAUUUGGAAAGUGUACAAUUAACGUAAAACCGUGUAACGUGUGUGAUAGACCGAGCGGUAGCAAAAAAAAAUUUUUUUUGCUAAUUGCCACAGAAAACUACAAAAAAUAAAGUAAAAUAUUUUCAAAAUUAGUUCAAUAGAAUAUAUAUAAAAAGAAAAAAUUUAGCAAAAUCCUUUCGUACAUUGAAUAUCAAUUAAAAGUUUAAUAUAAAUAUGACUGCAAGCAUUAAUGUGUAUGUAACCAAAUCAACAUAACCUUACCUUAUGACCCCUGAAUCCAAUCCCCUGAAUACAGUUAACUGCUGCUCCCCGGUAUCAUAAAUAUUUCAGAAAUUUAGGUGCUCUUUGUGAAUUUUUCCCCAAUUUAUUUUUAUAAAAUAAAAAAUUGAAUGAACUAUUUCAUGCCUGUUGUUGUUGCAGUUCAUAUCCAGCUGCACUUUUCGAGUUAAGCAGCCAGUGAUAAAAUACGUCAAAAAAAGAAGAAAAAAAACAGAAAGAAUAAUCGGUAAGGGUGGUACGAAAUAUUGCCGCGUAUUCUUAUGUGUAUAUCUUAAAGAAAGUGGAAAUUUUGCUGUUCUUCGAUAAUAUAUUUUCAUACAUCUACAAACAUUCAAAAAAAAGAAAAAUUCAAUUGUGAUAUAUAUAAGUAAUGUCACAACACGUGCAAGACCCGGCCGUCUUUGAAAGACGUUUACGACCUAUAUAUGAUAACUUGGAGGUCGGCAAUAAUCGUAAGGCGUUGCAAGAGACUGAGAAAUUACUGAAGAAACAUCCGAAUUUAUUAUGCAUUAAAGCACUUAAGGGUUUGGCGCUGUUACGUCUGGGACGAUAUGAAGAAAGUGAUGGGUUUUUGCAAGCGGUAGCUAAUGAAAAGCCGGCAGAUGAUGCUACACUACAAGUGCUAUCAUUUUGUUACAAAGAAUUGGAGCAAUUGGACAAAAUUGUCGAGCUUUACAAUCACGCUGUUAAGCAACAACCUGCCAAUGAAGAAUUAUUGGCUCAUUUAUUCAUUUCUCAUGUUCGUUUGGAAGAUUUUAAAUCGCAACAAUCGGUGGCUUUACAACUUUAUAAGGCCCAUCCAAAGAAUGCCUAUUAUUUUUGGGCUGUAAUGAGUGUUGUUUUACAGGGUACACGAGGUCCAGAAUGUCAAAAUCUUACAAAGCGUCAAAUUUAUUUAUCAUUGGCUCAACGUAUGGUAGAUAAAAUGAUUCAAGAGAAUAAAUUGGAAUCGGAACAAGAAGUUCAUUUAUAUUUACAAAUAUUAAAACUGCAGAAUAAAUCGAAGGAAGCCUUGGAAUUCCUUAACAGUUCCAUAUGUACGAAAUUAUAUCCCGGUGCUCCCAUCUAUAUGAAAAUUAAUUUGCUUAAAGAAUUGAAAAUGUGGAGAGAUUGCAAUAUAUUAUUAAAGGAGCUAUUAAACGAAGAACAUGAUCGUUGGGAUUUCUAUCAGGAUUAUUUAACUAGUUGUUUUGAAUUAUUAAAAGAGCAACAAGAAGUCGAUAAAAAAUCGGAUAAAAGUGAAUCAGAAAAGAAUGAAACGGCUCUUACAAUUUUAGAUGAAUGUCAUGAGUUUCUAUGUCAGUGUAUUUGCUUACAUUUAAUAGAAGAAGGUGAGAAAAAAGUGCGAGGCCCAUACUUGGCUCGAUUGGAAUUGUAUAAGCGAAUGUGUGCCCAUAAUCUGGAUGCGAAACAUUUGCUGGGUGAUUUAAGUGAAAUGAUUACCGAAUAUUUUCGUUUAUUUGGCGAUAAAUCUUGUUGCACUCAUGACAUUGCUUUAUUUCUACCCACCAUAAGUAUGCAAGAGCGCCAAGAAUUAGCCAGCAAAUUAUUAUUGGAAAGCGGCAUCAGUUCGACAACAUUACCACAAAAUAAAGAACAAAUGCAAAAACACAUUUGUGCCCUACAAAUAUCACGUAUCUGCGGUUCCCAUUUGGACUUGAAACUGGAGCAUUUGUUGGCUUUUUAUACCGCCUUGAAAUUGCAUUAUGAACAUGGUUUAAGUUCGUUUGGCAAAAACCUUUUGACCACUGAUAUGGGACCUUCAGAUUCUUAUGCUUUAUUGGCGGCGAAUGUGAUGUACGAUAUUAGUCAGCAGCAGCAAAAGUCAGAUCGUAUCUUUGAGGCGUUAUGUUUAUUGCAAUACGUUUUACGCAACAGCACCAGUAAUUUUCACGUGAAACUUUUAAGUUUAAAAAUCUAUCACAUGUUAGGAUGUCAUUUGGGCGCGCAAGAAAUGUACGAUUAUUUAGAUAUUAAACAAAUACAGCUCGAUUCAAUGGGCUAUAUACAUUGCAAUGCAUUGGCUUUAUCGGGACGUUUCUCUAUGGCACGUUCGGUAUUUGAUGCAACUUUAAAAUUCUUCACUAAUAGUUAUAAGGAGAGAUUGGAUUAUUUAGCUUUAACUUAUCGUUUUUGCACAUUUUCAAAAAUUGAAGAAUUCAUGAAUUUCAAGGAGCGACUUACCAACAGUCUACAUUACGUGGCCACUUCGGUUGAGGCUCAACUAUGCGAUCUAGUCAUCUUGUAUGGCAAUGUACAGCAAAAUUUGACCAGCUAUGCUGUCAUGAGUAUAGAUCCCGCCGAAGAUCAUACAUGCUGGCAUAAGCUGAGUGAUAAUCGUGACUUGGACGCUUUAACACGUUGGGAUCCUGUGCAUUUAGUCGCUUUGGAAACAGAGCGUGAAGAUUCUUUUCAACAAGAGGUUGAAAUUUUACGCAUACGUUUAUUGCUAUUACGUUUAAUAGCUUCAUUUGUUGAUCUCUUUCUACCAUCGCUUAGUCCGAAAUCUCGAAGUAAGUCUGGUGAAUUGGCAUCGAAUCAAGCCAGUAAUGCUGCUCAUACAAAUAACGCCGGUAGCAAUUCCACUCCAUGCGGCAAUAAAGAUACGGAACUGAUUGAGUUUCUAAACAAAGAAUGGCUGGAAUUGUUUAAUCGUUUGCGCAACGAAAAUUUGAAACCUUUACCGAAUCGUUUUCUAGUCAAUUUACUGCCUACACGUUUACAUCUGCUCUUAGAAAUGCCAUAUGAGAAAUUCUUUAGCGAUUUAGCUCAAUUGGUUAUGCAAUUCUAUGUUGGCGCGAGCAAUCUAUCAUUGCAAUGCAAAUUACAAUGCGAUAAUGUUGUUCAGCUUGUAAAUUUUUGCGGUAAUAUUAUCGCCGCAAGCGAUGAAUCUUUCGAAGAUGGCCUAUGGCGUAGACGUGAAUGGCAAAGCAAGAUAGCAGCAAGUUUGGAAAUACUCUCGCUGUACGCUUUCAUACUGACAGCGCUUUACGAAAAGCUACAGACUUCGAGUAAAAUUAAACCGAAAAAGAAAUCAAAUUCCGAGACUGAAUUAGUGAUUAGCGAAAAGGAACGCUGCCAAAUGCUUAUAGAAUUAAUGAGACUUUUGAAAAGAGAAUUCCAACGCUGUGAUAAACUAAUAAACGAUUGGAAAACGCCGGCAUUGCCUCGUGAUUUAAAUUCGUUUAUGGCAGAUAUGUCACUAAAACCUGAAGUGGAAGCCACUUUAAUCGGUGACGUGGCCUCUGUAUUUAAAGAAUCGCAUGAAUUAAUGGUGACAGAGUUAAGAAAUCUGAUAAAGGAUAAAAUACGUAUGAUCUCCAAGUAAAAACAAGAAUCCGUGAUUGCAUUUUAACUGUAAUAAAAUGUAAUUUUUAUAAAGUUGAAAUACAAAGGGGGCGCGGGAUAGCAAUACAUUCAUUCUGCUGCCCCUUAAUUCUCGUUAAGGUCAUUAUUUUGUAAUAUAAAAAUUUUUAGGAAGUUCUUUUUUUUCUCUGUUUCCUUGAAUUUAGUUAUUCUUAUUUUCCUGCUAAACACUUUUCAAUGCCCACCUCGUAAAAAAAAAAA